AUGCCGUUUGCUCACGAGUCUGGCAAAUGCCGUGGCUCUGGAAGAGCGCGACGCGACAGAGGCCGGCGCUCCGGACUGGAGUCCUUGGAGCCGAGGUGCCUGAAGUGCAAGGAGAAACUGGGCUCCAUGUCCGACCCUGCAAGUACGCUGCAGCCUGUCUUGGACAUGUUGGCAGACAUGACGAAGAAGAUGCAGGACUUCGAGCGCCGUCUGUUUGACAAGGUGGAUGAGUUGGCUUGCCAUAUCGAGGCCAGGCCAGACAAGGUGGGCGCAGACAGUUCGGCCAUGUCGAAGUGCCUGCUGUCUGAGGUCAAGGUUCGCACGUAUCGCAUGGAUGCAGACGACUCCGAGGAUGAGGUCCCACAAGCCUGCAACUCCAGUGAUCCCGGCGAUGUCAGUAAGGCCACCGAUCGCGGUCUAGCCCCGUUGGGGCAGUUCCUGAAGGCGCAGGCGUUGGCUUCCUCGCUUCAAGACCAGUUCAGCUCGAGCUGCGGCGAGGGCAUUGAAGCUGCCCAUGGCCCUUCGCGAAAUUCUCAGAGAGGCUCUCACAGAAGGAAGGAGCUCCUUGUCAGCUUGAAGAACGGCUGGAGAUGGGAGGGAGCAUGCCACGGUAUUGAAGACGGCCGCGUGAUACUCGGGCCAGCGUUCUGUUUGGGUCCAGAAGGCCUGAACCCGAGUGGGCGCUGGCGUCGGUAUGUACGGAGACGACCAGCGUCAGUGCACACGCAAAGUGAGGUCAAGGUCAAGUUGGAGGAGAUCGACCUCAUCAAGCCUUUGGAGAGGGUUGGAGAAGACAUGCGUUGCUCGGUGAAGCCACAGGAGGUCAUGCGUGCGUGCAAGCUUGGCACGUCCGCUCUUUGCGAUGAGGAAGAGCCCCUUGUUGGAUCACGCCUGCGGCCUGUACGGAUCCACAUCUACGAUGUCGGCGAGGCCAAAUGGUUACAGAUGAUGAACCAGGUCUUAGCACCCCAGUGCUGUCCUUGGCUGGGCCUGGGUGGGGCUUUCCACUGUGGGGUUGAGGUUGACGGCCUGGAGUGGUGUUACGGCGCGGUUCUAUCAAGGUCAACGGCUGGCAUCGGAUGUGUUGAUCCGAUGCAAUGUCCUGGCCACCACUACCGUCAGACCGUGGACCUCGGCUGCACAGACCGCAGCACCGAAGACAUUGCGCAAAUGAUAUCAGAGAUGGUGGAGGAAUACCCGGGAACUGCGUACGACCUCUUCAGCCGGAACUGUUGCCACUUCGCACAUGAUUUUGCGAGGCGGCUAGGCGUGCGAAGCGUUCCAGGCUGGGUAUCGCUGCGCCUGGCCGCAUGCUGUCAGCGCUUGGAGGCUAUGGCAGGGAGCCUCUCAUGGCCAUUCCAGCGUGCCGAGCUCUAUAACAGAUGCGGCCGGACAACUUAUACCAUUGGCCAACGCCAUUCUGAGCCCUAG
Messenger RNA from Symbiodinium sp. CCMP2592, 1431 nucleotides. The record is from the annotation of a GenBank genome assembly. NCBI's taxonomy places the organism in Eukaryota, Dinophyceae, Suessiales, Symbiodiniaceae.